Colletotrichum paranaense is the source of this 2031-nucleotide messenger RNA. Its product is annotated as ATP-NAD kinase. Gene Ontology annotation, molecular function: NAD+ kinase activity. Bases 1 to 2031 code for a protein of 676 amino acids. The transcript has a single exon. Lineage: Eukaryota; Fungi; Ascomycota; Sordariomycetes; Glomerellales; Glomerellaceae. The record is from RefSeq and is a predicted model, not a curated record. Gene Ontology annotation, biological process: NADP+ biosynthetic process; NAD+ metabolic process.
AUGUCGGGCUUCGUCUCCUCGCCCACCGCCCUGCACCCCGCCCUCAGUAAUCCGAAUCCGCUUCCGCCGCCAGCGCCAUUGUCACUGCAACAGCACCAGCCGUCCGCGUUGCCGUCCUCGUCGCCCUCUUCCGACCCCCAUGGAGUUAAAACCUCGCUUUCCGACCGCCCCAAAAGCUCCAGCGCCAGUGUCAGCACCACUACCGUCCACGACCGACCUCUCUCUUCUUCCGCCUCCACCUCCAACUCCGUCUCCCAUUUACACUCGCACACACACUCGCACUCUCUGUCACUGCAUCGCAAUGCUGGUCCGGUAGCAGAGGAGGAACCCUACGCUGGCGCCCAAGCCGGAUUUCCCGCUACAGCUGCUGCAACACAAAACCCCUCGUCCUCGAUAAGAAGAAGCUCCCUAUCAAUAACCUCUACCGCCGCCUAUCCCGAACUGCUCCCGCCUCCUCUUUCCAAGUCCACCAACGCCAACGCCAGCGCUGCCGCCCAUCCUCCCAAGGGCCAUCGUCGCGCACCUUCCCACGAAGUUCCCCGCCAGACUAUUAUGAAAGCCUUGGCUUCGGUUGUUCGCAGAAAUAAACCCGAAGCCCUCUCACUUACCGGCAUGUUGUCCCAGCAAGGCGGUUGCGACAACCGCCCCGCCACUUCUUCGUCCCAGAAGCUGGCCGACGCCUUGAAUGAGCUGGCCAACCGGAGCAUGACCCCCACCACCGCCCUACCCUCCUUGCAGUCCCCCUGCUUCUAUCACAACCGAUUCGAUGAUGCCGUCAACAUCGACAAGGUUCUUGAGGAGAUCAAGAAUGACGACUGCAUGUCACACUCUAGGCUCGUGCAGACAGCCACCGGCGUCCGCGAGGUCUCCAAGCAGUUGCAACGUCGCCCCAUCAAGCGCGCUGUUCGCAAUGUCAUGAUUGUCACCAAAGCUCGCGAUAACCAGCUCGUCUACCUGACCCGCGAGCUCGCUACCUGGUUGCUUCGUACGCCGAGGUACGGUGCCGACGUUGGCGUCAACGUCUAUGUGGACGCCAAGCUGCGCAACUCUCGACGCUUCGAUGCCAAUGGCAUUGUUGCAGAGAAUCCUGCGUACCAGGACAUGCUCAAGUACUGGACGCCUGAUUUAUGCUGGAGCCAACCUGAGAAGUUCGACCUAGUCCUUACCCUCGGCGGUGAUGGAACCGUUCUCUUCACGUCAUGGCUUUUUCAGCGCAUCGUGCCCCCCGUCUUGUCCUUCAGUCUGGGCAGUCUCGGCUUCUUAACGAGCUUCGAAUUUGAAAAGUACACGCAGCACUUGGACCGGAUCAUGGGUGACGAGGGCAUGCGUGUCAACUUGCGUAUGCGCUUCACCUGCACUGUCUACCGUGACGGCACUCUUGGCCAAGAGGCGGAGGAAGGAGAGCAAUUCGAGGUUCUCAACGAACUUGUCAUCGAUCGCGGCCCAUCCCCAUACGUUUCGAACUUGGAACUCUACGGCGAUGACGAGCUCCUCACUGUCGUGCAGGCCGACGGCUGCAUUUUCUCCACACCGACAGGAUCAACUGCUUAUUCUCUUUCGGCCGGAGGUUCCUUGGUACACCCCGACAUCCCGGCUAUUCUCCUGACACCCAUCUGCCCGCAUACCCUCUCAUUCCGCCCGAUGGUUCUCUCUGACACGAUGCUCCUCCGCGUGUCGGUGCCGCGUAAUUCGCGCGCAACGGCGUACUGCGCCUUUGAUGGCAAGGGUCGUGUCGAGUUGAAGCAAGGAGACUACGUCACCAUCACUGCCUCACAAUACCCAUUCCCUACAGUUGUCCGAACACAGACGGAGUGGUUCGACAGCGUUUCCCGCACUCUUCGCUGGAACACGCGCGCCGCAACGCAAAAGGGCUUCGACCCCUCUGCUGGCGGCAGCCUCUGCCCAUCUGAGGACGGCAAGGAUGAAGAUCCGGAGUGGGACAUCGACACUGACUCGGCCUGCUACGCUAGUGAGGACGGGAGUAUCAGUGCGAGUCCCUUGAGAAGGCAGAUGAGUCUGCUGGGCAUGUGA